CCAAAAACCAACGAGACAAAUUAGAAACACGAUUUUACGUCGAUCCCAUCGUACGUUCAGAUAAUUACGCCACUUUUUAGGAAUGUAUGACAGUUUUGGUCCUCCAAUGAUAAUUUUUGGAAGGUUGGUAUGAAAAUCCACUACGAGCGGCCUAAAGAGAAGCACAUUGUUUACAAUUAUAAAACCGGUGACAUUUCCUUCUUCAUCAAUAAGAAUAAAACGUCUAACUGUCUUAUUUCUCUCCUGACUUAAAAAUUCAGUUGAUAACCCUCCUGCAAACAUGAAGUUGAGUGUGGAUGGGCUCUUAGUGUAUUUUCCAUAUGAUUACAUAUACCCAGAACAAUAUGCUUACAUGAUGGAACUGAAGAGGGGACUUGACGCAAAGGGCCACUGCCUGUUGGAGAUGCCCUCUGGAACGGGGAAAACAAUUACCCUCAUUUCACUCAUCGUUGCUUAUAUGAUUGAAAACCCUUUCUCAGUGGUAAAGCUUAUUUACUGCUCCAGAACAGUACCUGAGAUUGAGAAAGUCUUGGAAGAGUUAAAAAGACUUCUUGCUUAUAUCGAAAGGGAAAGAGAGGUUCCAAACACUAUGACUGGAGUAGUGCUUAGCUCACGGAAAAAUCUUUGCAUUCAUCCUCAAGUUAGCAAAGAAAGAGAUGGCAAAGUUGUAGACGGUCGAUGUCACACCCUGACAGCUUCCUAUGUCCGAGAGCGGCAUAAGUCUGAUGACUCGGUUCCUGUCUGCUCGUUCUUCGAAAGCUACGAUAUUGAAGGUCGAGAAGGAACUGUUCCUCCUGGUGUUUACAAUCUAGAUGAUCUGAAAGCAUAUGGCCAAAAAAUGGGAUGGUGUCCUUACUUCAUAGCAAGGCAGACGAUCCUUCAUGCUCAAAUUGUGGUGUACAGUUACCACUAUCUUCUUGAUCCCAAGAUUGCUGAAGUUGUAUCCAAAGAGCUUUCAAGGAAUGCUGUUGUUGUUUUUGAUGAAGCUCACAACAUAGAUAAUGUGUGCAUUGAUUCUAUGAGUGUACGAAUCACAAGGAGAAUUAUUGACAAAAGUGUUCAAAACCUUCAAUUUCUUGAAGCAUCAGUUAAGGAGAUGCGUGAAUCAGAUGAAGGUAGCCUCCAAAAUGAAUACGAGCGUCUGGUGGAAGGAUUGCGCCAAGCUAAUGAGCAACGAGAGACAGACGAAAUCCUUGCAAACCCUGUUAUGCCGAAUGAAAUUUUGAGAGAGGCUGUGCCUGGAAACAUUAGAACUGCAGAACACUUUGUCAGCUUCCUUAAACGUUUUGUAGAAUAUCUGAAAACAAGGUUGCGUGUGCAACAUGUAGUCCAGGAAUCAUCUGCUGGCUUUCUUAAGGAUUGUCUUGAAAAAGUUUGCAUUCAAAGGAAGCCACUGAGAUUUUGUGCUGAACGGCUUUCAUCUUUACUAAGGACAAUUGAAGUUUCCGAUUUAACAGACUUCUCUCCUCUAACUUUAAUCACACAUCUAGCAACUUUAGUAUCUACAUAUACCAAGGGUUUUUCAAUUAUUGUGGAACCAUUUGAUGAUAAGAACCCUACAGUCUCAAACCCAAUUCUUUACUUCAGUUGUUUAGAUUCCAGUAUUGCUAUAAAGCCAGUCUUUGAACGUUUUCAAAGCGUUAUAAUCACAUCUGGUACCUUGUCUCCUCUUGAUAUGUACCCCAAAAUCCUAGAUUUUCAUCCUGUCAUUAUGAGCUCUUUUACUAUGACUUUAGCAAGACCUUGUCUCCUGCCAAUGAUUGUGUCUAAAGGUAAUGAUCAGGUAGCAAUAUCGUCACGUUAUGAGACAAGAGAAGAUGUUGCAGUUGUGAGGAAUUAUGGGCAGUUGCUUGUUGAGGUGGCCUCUGUAGUGCCUGAUGGAGUUGUGUGCUUUUUUACCUCUUAUCUUUAUUUGGAGUCUGUUGUGGCUGCAUGGUAUGAUCAAGGAGUUAUAUCAAAUCUCCAACGACACAAAUUACUCUUCAUUGAAACACAGGACGCAGCUGAAACAAGUUUAGCUCUUCUAAACUAUAUAAAGGCAUGUGAUACUGGCAGGGGAGCUGUUUUGCUCUCUGUGGCUCGGGGAAAAGUAUCAGAGGGAGUGGAUUUUGAUCACCAUUUGGGCCGAGCUGUGUUGAUGUUUGGAAUCCCUUAUGUAUACACUCAAUCCAGAAUCUUACGUGCUAGAUUGGAAUAUUUACGAGAUCAAUUCCAAAUUAGAGAAAAUGAUUUUUUGACAUUUGAUGCAAUGAGACAUGCUGCCCAGUGUAUAGGUCGUGUCCUCAGAGGAAAAACUGAUUAUGGAAUUAUGAUUUUCGCCGACAAGAGAUUCUCUCGCUCUGAUAAGAGGAGUAAAAUACCAAAGUGGAUACAGGAGUAUCUGUCAGACAACCUUUGCAAUCUGUCAACUGAAGAAUGCAUUCAGAUGUGCAAAAGGUUUUUACGGAAAAUGGCUCAACCCUUCACGCAGGAGGAUCAAAUGGGAGUGUCACUCUUAACAUUGGAGCAGCUUGAAAAUGAAGAAUUGAUGAAGAAAACUGAACAGAAAGCCCAUGCCAAGCUGUCUUGAGAUUCUACCAAUCCCCUCUCCCAAAAGAGCAAAUUGUAAACUUUCUGCUACUUCAAUCAAUAAAAUAAGGGCAGUUUCACUAAA
This is a messenger RNA of Thrips palmi, 2653 nucleotides long. It is a transcript of the gene Xpd, whose product is annotated as general transcription and DNA repair factor IIH helicase subunit XPD. The transcript has 15 exons. Gene Ontology annotation, cellular component: nucleus. The record is from RefSeq and is a predicted model, not a curated record. Lineage: Eukaryota; Metazoa; Arthropoda; Insecta; Thysanoptera; Thripidae. Bases 281 to 2569 code for a protein of 762 amino acids. Gene Ontology annotation, molecular function: hydrolase activity, acting on acid anhydrides, in phosphorus-containing anhydrides; DNA helicase activity; ATP binding. Gene Ontology annotation, biological process: transcription by RNA polymerase II; nucleotide-excision repair; positive regulation of mitotic recombination.